Messenger RNA from Beta vulgaris subsp. vulgaris (sugar beet), 1270 nucleotides. Its product is annotated as heat stress transcription factor C-1. Lineage: Eukaryota; Viridiplantae; Streptophyta; Magnoliopsida; Caryophyllales; Amaranthaceae. Gene Ontology annotation, molecular function: DNA-binding transcription factor activity; RNA polymerase II cis-regulatory region sequence-specific DNA binding. Gene Ontology annotation, cellular component: nucleus. The transcript has 2 exons. The record is from RefSeq and is a predicted model, not a curated record. Gene Ontology annotation, biological process: regulation of transcription by RNA polymerase II. The coding region runs from base 219 to 1199 and encodes 326 amino acids.
UAUAGUCCACUUUCUUCUAUAUAUAAUAUAUACUCACCUCCAAGAACCUCACAUCUGUCUCUCUACUCUCUCUCUCCUCCAAAAACUCCUGAUCAAAGUUAACAGAUUCUAAAGCAACUUGAUAGAGUAGGGUGAGAUAUACAAAAAAUAAGUCAGAAAAAAAAGAGGGACAAAAAAAAAAAAAAAAUAGAGGGGUAGGAUCAUAUGUGAAAGGGUACAUGGAGCAAAAUAUGAUUGAUAAUAGUUGUAGUGUUAAUAUGGUAGCACCCUUUGUGAUGAAAACAUAUCAGAUGGUGAGUGAUCCAUCAACAGAUUAUCUUAUCAGUUGGGGAAGAGCUAACAAUAGUUUUGUUGUGGUGGAACCUUUAGAUUUUUCGCAGAGGAUUCUUCCCUCUUAUUUCAAGCACAAUAAUUUUUCAAGCUUUGUUCGUCAACUUAAUACUUAUGGAUUCCGAAAAGUAGACCCGGAUAGGUGGGAAUUUGCCAAUGAGUGGUUCUUGCGAGGUCAAAAGCAAUUGCUAAGUAAUAUUGCGCGCAAGAAGCACACCACCCGUUCCUACCCCCACCUACAAGAUGCUGAUAAUCACGAGUUAUUAGUAGAGAUUGAACGGUUAAGAGAGGAGCAAAAAAUGUUAGAUGAUGAGCUCAAAGGUAUGAAUCAACGAUUAAAGGCAACUGAGAGACGUCCCCAACAAAUGAUGGCCUUCCUAUGCAAAUUUGUUGAGGAUCCUGAUAUCUUGCCACGUGUCGUGAUGGAGCGAGAUCGCGCCAAACACGUGUGUGGUGUUGGUGGCGAGGGCGGAGUCGCUAGUCCCGAGAAACGGAGGCGACUCCUAACAAUGUCAUCCUCCACAUCAACCUCUGGGCAUGCCCAAUCAAAUAGUGAGGAGGAAGAAAGUACUACAUUAGGGCCAAAUUCAUCACCCCACCUUAAUAGCAAUGUUGAUACAUUUCCACAUUCUCCUUUGUCACCUAAUACUUGUAAUAGUCCUAUGCUAUUAGAUAUUUUCCACUCUAAUCAUCAACAAUAUAAUUAUAAUUGUAUUAGUGUUACAUCACCAUGGGAAUUGGUUCCAAAUGUUGAUAGUUUACAUAUGGGUAUGAACAAUAGUAUGUAUAUAGGGAAUAAUCCUAAUUAUAUGCCCAUGAAAGAGGAAAAUCCACCAUAUCCAUUUUCACUUUUAGAUGGGGGCUUUUAAAUUCUUAGUGAACAAUAUUGUACUUUGCGAUCGCAUGUGACCAUUUGAUCAAAUUUUUCUCUUUACUUUUA